AAGUGCUUCAAAUCCAAUAAUAAUACUCCUAUUCUCUCAAUCAAAACAAAACAAAAACAAAAGAGAACAAAAGAGACGAGAAUAAUGCAAAGAACAGUGAGCAAGUUAUCAUCAGCAGUAUCACAGAGAAAAAACCAAGCUUCGUCUCUUUUCUGGCGUUCCUUUUCUCACUCUUCUUCUAGGAAUGCGUUUGGAAUUGCAUUUGAUAUUGAUGGCGUUCUUAUUCGGGGUAAUUCCCCCAUUGGAGGAUCCCCUCAAGCUCUCAAUAAGCUUUACCAUCCCGAGGGUUCCUUGAAGGUCCCGUAUUGUUUUUUAACAAAUGGGGGUGGUGUUCGUGAAUCUAAGAGGGCUAUUGAGUUGAGUAAACUAUUUGGUGUAGGAGUUUCUUCUUCACAAGUUUUGCACGGACAUUCACCCUUCAAACAAUUGGCACAUAAGUAUCCGCUGUUACAACCUUUUGUGCUUAGCUGUUUAAUACAUCAACUUUGGGAACCAAAGUUUGAGAAUGAUUUUGUUGUUGCUGUUGGCAAAGGAGAACCUGCUGCCGUGAUGUCUGAAUAUGGAUUCAAGGAUGUCAUAUCUAUAGACGACUAUACAUUGUGCUUUGACAACAUUGAUCCUCUGGCACCUCAGAAAAAAUGGACAGUGAAUGGAAGCUCAGAACCAUCACCGGAGCUUAAGAAAUAUGUUCGCUCGCAGAAGGUUCAGGCAGUAUUUGUUGUUAGUGAUUCUGUUGACUGGAGCAGGGACAUUCAGGUUCUCUGUGACAUAUUAAGAACUGGAGGCCUUCCCGGAGGAGAAAUUGGAAGUCAACCUCCACUAUACUUUGCCCAUGAUGAUCUUAAAUACCAGGGUGCAUUCCCCACUGAGCGGUUUGGCAUAGGUGCUUUUAGGAUUUCGUUACAAUCUGUAUUCAACAGUAUUCACCCUCAUCCUUUGCAAUAUUCUGCUGUUGGGAAGCCGAAUCCGCUUGCUUUCAAGAAUGCUGAAACUACACUACGUAAACUUUAUAACCACAUGAUUGCCAAUCAGGAUUGUGGUGGCAUUAGUCCUUUCGAAACCCUGUAUAUGAUCGGGGACAACCCAUCAGUUGACAUUAAAGGUGCACAAGAGGCAGGACGUCCUUGGUUCUCUAUUUUAACUAGGACUGGAGUUUUUAGAGGGAAGGAAAAUGAUCAGGAAUAUCCAGCAGAUAUGGUUGUGGACACUGUUGAAGAUGCUGUGGACUUUAUACUGGACAAGGAAAACAGUAGCUGAAAAUUGGUUGGUAUAAGGCUGAAGUUCUGAUUUGGAUUGAGCAACAGAGGUACGACCUAUAGAAUUGUUCAUGUUCAAGUGUGGUCGUCUGUUUUGGAUUGAGCUACAAUUGUCAACCGUAUAACAUAACAUUCAUUGGGAGGAUGCUCCAGUUAUGGUCAAUAUGAACUUCGGAGUACCUCAUUAAUUUGUGAUGAAAGCCUUUGGGAUUAUUUCGGCUGCCAUCGGCUGUUCAUGUAUGUAUAAGCAAGGAUACAUUUUCCAAAACAGUACAAAGUUAAUUUUGGUAAAAUAUCAUGUCGUUUAGUAUUGUUAGAUGUUAUUUUCACCUUUAGAUACUUAUCCACAA
Messenger RNA from Spinacia oleracea (spinach), 1606 nucleotides. RefSeq lists its product as uncharacterized. The transcript is spliced from 12 exons. Gene Ontology annotation, cellular component: mitochondrion. Lineage: Eukaryota; Viridiplantae; Streptophyta; Magnoliopsida; Caryophyllales; Amaranthaceae. The record is from RefSeq and is a predicted model, not a curated record. Bases 85 to 1257 code for a protein of 390 amino acids. Gene Ontology annotation, biological process: glycerophospholipid biosynthetic process.